UCUCGUGAACAUUUAAAAAUGUUCAUUUUCAGUAUUUUCAAAUUUAAUUUUUAUAAAAAAAAAAAAUUGUCAGUUUAUUUCUUCGACAACUUAUUAUUUUGAUUAAGCAAUCAUUAUGAGCAUGCGUAUAUGCAUUAUAUUUUGGAAGGACCUGUAGAUGUAUUAGCUGACAUUAAAUUAGGCCAGGAUUUCCCAUUUGACUCAUUAUAACACCGACUAAAAAGGAGCCAAUUUUAAUUGUGUUUAACAGUCUCUAUGGACUCGCUUUCAAGCAGCUGCACGGCUGACGAUUAAAUUAUCCGGCUGUGAGAGAAUACGAAAGAAAAAAAUCAAAUAAAUAUCAAGAGCACAUAUGACAAGAUUUGUGAUACACAAGAAAUGAUGAUGCAUACGACUCCGGUGCUACUAGUCAGCUUAUGUCUGUUGCAAGUUGGUGUUGCAUGGACAGAUACAUGUCCCAUGCAUUGCUUUUGCAAUAAGUUACUCACGUCGGUCAACUGCGAAGGCAAACGGUUGAUGAAAAUACCCACUGAACUGCCAAAAAAGGUAGAAAAAUUGUAUCUGCAGCACAACGAAAUUGCGGAUUUAGAGCCGAACUCUCUCUGCGGGCUUCCCGAACUGCAAGAACUUUAUCUACAGAAUAACAAACUUUCCCUUAUAAAGAGUUCGACAUUUACUGGGACAUGUGUGCAGAAUUUAAAAGUGAUACGGCUUGACAAUAAUCGUAUCAGUUCGUUGGAAGAAAAUGCAUUUUUCAACUUGACAAAUCUCAAUAUGACCUAUUUCACUAAUAACCGGAUCACACAUAUUAAUCCGCGGUCAUUUGUUGAAUGUUUAAAGAUGUCUUUCUUGCAUUUGGGACAAAACUAUUUAGAUCACAUUCCAUCGCUUUCAUUACUAACUGGACUACAGCAACUUAGCAUACAGGGAAAUAAAGUCAAGAACGCAACAUUUCCAAAAAGUUUUGAAAAUUAUACACUGCUAUCAACAAUUGGUCUAAGCACAAAUUUCAUAGAAAAUCUCACAAAAGAAUCUUUUCAGAGUCUGCGAAAUAGUCCCGUCAGAAAGUUGGAGUUAUCCAGAAAUAAAAUUACAGACAUUUCAAAUGAAGCUUUUCUGCCGUUAACAAAACUUGUCUCUUUAACAAUAAGCUUAAAUCCUUUAACGGCACCUAAACUACAAAAUGGAUUAGAGGGUCUCAAAUCUUCAUCUCUAACCUCACUAAAUAUAGCAAGACUUCAACUUGGAGGACAAUUGCCUUCUUCCACAUUUGCACUUCUGAAUGGAACAGUACUGAAGCAAUUGCUUAUGAGCAAUAACAUAAUCAAUCAACUUCCUAGUCGUGCAUUUGCCAAUUUAAAGAGGCUAGAGCAGAUUGACUUGAAGGGUUGCAGAAUUCAGACAAUUGCCAACGACACCUUUGCAGGACUCCGCACUCUCACCAAUUUGAACCUUGCAGACAACUAUUUGGAUAAAGUUCCAACAAAUCUUCCAUCAUCGCUAAAUAUACUUUAUCUUAAUGGAAAUCAAAUCAUAGCUCUUGGUGAAAAUUCCUUUGUGAAUCUAGUAUCGUUGAAAAAUCUUUACUUGGGUGCCAACAAAAUUUCUGAGGUGAACAAAUUGGCUUUCAAUGGCUUGGUCAGCUUACAAAAACUGCAUUUGGUUUCCAAUAGUAUAAGUAGUCUAGCCGCAGAACUGUUUGCUCCAUUCGGAAGGUUGAUUUCCCUUGAGCUAAAUAAGAACAAUUUGAAAACAAUUCAAAAUUCCCCAGACAUCUUCUCAUCCAUGACGUCCUUGUUGUAUCUUUCACUGGCUGAUAACGGCUGUAGUAUAAUGCCACUGUCAUCAUUCAAACACUUACAAUCACUGAAAUAUUUGAUACUUGAUGGCAACAAUCUUGGAGAUCUAAUUGGAAGUGAUAGUUCUGGGACUUUGUUUGCGAGGUUACACAAAUUAGAUACACUCAGUCUCUCGAAGAAUUUCCUUCACAACCUACCAGCAUCGAUUUUCAGAGAUCUUAGUUCUUUGAAGACAUUAACAAUGGAGGGCAAUAGAAUUUCUGGGUGGAACAAUGGUUUAUUCAAACAAAUUUCUGCACUCAAAACCCUUGAUCUUAGUGAUAAUUCCAUAUCGUUGGUGAAUUCAACUUCCUUGGAAGAUCUUUCACAAAACCCAAAUUUUCAAAUGUUGAAUCUGAGCAACAAUCCAUUUGCAUGCACUUGCGACCUCCGAUGGUUCAGAGAUUGGGUAAACCAAACUAGAGUGAAUAUUGCAAAUGUAGAAAAUUAUGUGUGUAAUUCUCCCGAUGCAUGGAAGGGGAAACCUUUGUUAGUAUUUGAUCGGACAAAAAUAAACUGUAUUUGGUUUAACCUGUAUUUUGUAGUCGGGGUUAGUACAGCCUCUGGUAUCCUAGUGCUUGUCGUCUGCGUAAUUAUCUACAAGAAGCGAUGGUGGAUUCUCUACCGAUGUUACCAAAUGCAAAAAUUGUGCAUGGGUUCGGAAAGAAGCAAAAAUGGUUAUCAGCCAAUUAACGGAUAUGUAUUUGAUGCUUAUAUAUCCAAUGCAGAUGAGGACGAUAAAUGGGUUAUUGAACAGCUACUGCCAGAUAUCGACUCUGGAGAAUUGACUGAAGUCCAUGGAGACUUUAAGUUGUAUUUCAAAGCUCGUGAUGCAAUUCCCGGAAAACGUGACUUUUACAAUAUCUUAGAAAACAUUAAAGUAAGUAAAAAAGUCAUCAUCGUUUUGACAGAAGAAUACAUCUCCAGUGAUCUACAUCAAUUCGAAAUUGAUCUUGCUGUGAGCUUGAAAUACAAGGGUGAAAUUGCUGACAUUAUUGUCAUCAAUGUUGGUGGUGUUCCGUAUAAACGCAUCCCAAGUUCAUUAGAAUCGAAAAUUUCCAAAGAUGAAUUUUUGCUAUGGGAAAAUAAAGACAGUGCCAUAAAGGUAUUCAAAGAAAGGCUCCAAAACGAACUAAGACGUGAAACGAUAACUAAACAUGUCGUUGUAUAAUAUAUGAUUGAAGGCUGUCAUAUAAUUUUUUUUUUCAAUUUCAGUUCCAUUUGGGGUUUGCCGUGAUGUUUAGAUUUUAUUAGGCUAAUAUAUAUACAA
Molecule: messenger RNA, 3108 nt
Organism: Magallana angulata
Lineage: Eukaryota; Metazoa; Mollusca; Bivalvia; Ostreida; Ostreidae
Product: leucine-rich repeat-containing protein 15-like
Exons: 3
Coding region: 379-3009 (876 amino acids)
Biological process (GO): immune response; toll-like receptor signaling pathway
Cellular component (GO): extracellular matrix; membrane
Molecular function (GO): transmembrane signaling receptor activity; protein binding
Source: RefSeq, a predicted model, not a curated record